AUGCUGGCGAAGACUUCGGCGGAUGCCUGGGACAAGCUGGUGGGACGCUUCGAGGGCCAGGGUAAGCAAACCAUUGCUUCUCUUAUCGGCGAACUCUUCCGGGGCACGCUCUCGGAUGAAGAAUCGCUCGAAGCGCAGCUCGACGCAAUGCAGCUCAAGGCGCGCACCCUCGAACGGCUCGGACAGAACCUCGACGACUCGCUCGUCGCAAUUGCCAUGGUUACAUCCCUCCCCCCUUCCUACAACACGCUGCGC
Molecule: messenger RNA, 255 nt
Organism: Trametes versicolor FP-101664 SS1
Lineage: Eukaryota; Fungi; Basidiomycota; Agaricomycetes; Polyporales; Polyporaceae
Exons: 1
Source: RefSeq, a predicted model, not a curated record